AUGAAAAAAGUUUUAUUUCUUCUCGUUGUUUGCCUUCUUAUCUCAAUAAACGAAUCGAAUCGUCGUCAUCGUCGACAUAAUGAUCAAUACGGCUACAUACCACUAUAUGGUAAUCAAUUUGGACUUUAUGGACCGGGUGGCCAAGGUUGGGUAAAUAAUUAUAAUAAUCGUUAUCCCAAUCCAAAUUAUGUCUGGAAUAAUAACUUUAAUUGGAAUCACGGUAAUCGUCUCCCGGAAUGGUACUAUAAUUCAGGAAAGACAAUUCAACCAUCCAUUCUGUGCGUUUUAAUUUUUAGCUUGCGUUUUCUUUGUAUUUAA
Molecule: messenger RNA, 318 nt
Organism: Rotaria socialis
Lineage: Eukaryota; Metazoa; Rotifera; Eurotatoria; Philodinida; Philodinidae
Source: the annotation of a GenBank genome assembly